Molecule: messenger RNA, 172 nt
Organism: Scutellospora calospora
Lineage: Eukaryota; Fungi; Glomeromycota; Glomeromycetes; Diversisporales; Gigasporaceae
Source: the annotation of a GenBank genome assembly
AGUACGACAAAGAUUGAUAAAUGAAGAACAAAGCAUUAAGGCUAGUGAAGAAGCAAAGCGUCAGAGAGAGUUAAGAAAAUUUGGUAAAAAAGUUCAAGUAGAAAAAAUUCAAGAACGGCAGAAAAAGAAAAAAGAAGAUUUGGAAAAAAUUAAAGUCAUGAAGAAAAGUGAU